Diversispora eburnea is the source of this 165-nucleotide messenger RNA. Lineage: Eukaryota; Fungi; Glomeromycota; Glomeromycetes; Diversisporales; Diversisporaceae. The record is from the annotation of a GenBank genome assembly.
AUGUCACCAGUGAUUGAACUGCACAUUUCAAUAAUUUGUUUGCUAAGGAAACAUGCUCAUGAGCCUAUUUAUAGAACUGUUUUUGGAUCAGGAUUUGAUGAUAGUGAUUUAACUACUAUAUUAGAAAAUAGAAACAUUGGUUGUGGUGGUAGUCUUUGGAAAUAA